AUGUGUGUCUUUGUGCACAAAGAUAACGGAGAUGGCUGGUCCCCAUGGUCUGAGUGGACCCACUGUUCCGUCACCUGUGGACGAGGAGGGCAGCAAAGGGGCCGAUCAUGCAACGGCAUCAUGCCGGCCUGUGCUGGCCCGUCACUUCAAACCCGCAGCUGCAUGUUGAUGAAGUGUGAGCGCAAGGCGCGUGCAGAUGGGAACUGGGGCCUUUGGUCUCCUUGGUCUGCGUGUACAACCACAUGUGGAGAGGGACACAUCACACGAGUACGUCUGUGCAACAACCCUCCACCACAUAAGGGUGGCAAGGGGUGCUCGGGCAGCGCCAGGGAGACACAAGCUUGUAACAACACACUCUGCCCCAUUGCUGGAGGCUGGACGACCUGGAAUGAAUGGUCACUGUGCUCAGAGUCUUGUGGAGGAGGCCUUUUAAGUCGCCAGAGAGAGUGCAUAAACCCUGUCCCCCAGAAUGGUGGGAAGCGUUGUGCUGGAGACGCCGUAGACUAUGAAGUUUGUAACAAACAACCAUGUCCCAUAGACACGUGUUUGCUGUCAUUUCCAUGUUUUCCUGGGGUGCAGUGCACAUCAUAUAGUGAUGGAUCAUGGGAAUGUGGACGCUGUCCGUUGGGUUUACAUGGCAAUGGCACUCACUGUGACGACGAGAAUGAGUGUGAAGUGGAGGGUGUGUGUUUUACAGAGUGUGUAAACACAGACCCUGGGUACUACUGUCUGCCCUGUCCUCCUCGCUACAAAGGCACACAGCCAUAUGGCCUUGGACUGCAGGCAGCCCAGGAAACCAAGCAGGUGUGCGAACCAUACAAUCCUUGCAAAGACAACACACACACCUGCCACAAGUAUGCUGAAUGUAUAUACCUGGGCCUAGCAUCUGAGGUCUUGUUCAAGUGUGUGUGUGCUGUUGGGUUUGCGGGUGAUGGCUUUUUGUGUGGUGACGACUCAGAUCUAGAUGGCUGGCCCAACUACAAAUUGACCUGCAAGCAAAAUGCGACCUAUCACUGUCAAAAGGAUAAUUGCCCCACGAUACCAAACUCUGGACAGGAAGACCUGGACAGGGACGGACUGGGAGACGCCUGCGAUCCUGAUGACGACAAUGAUGACAUCAUAGAUGAGAGGGACAAUUGCCCUCUGGUGUACAACCCCCGGCAGUAUGACUCGGACAGAGACGGGGUCGGGGACCGAUGUGACAACUGUCCGUUUGAGAGCAACCCACUGCAGACAGACACUGAUGACAACGGAGAGGGAGACGCCUGUAGCAUUGACAUGGAUGGAGAUGAGGUUCUGAAUGACCGUGACAACUGUCCCUUAGUCUACAACACUGACCAGAGGGACACAGACAUGGAUGGCGUCGGAGACCAGUGUGACAACUGUCCCCUUCUACACAACCCACUGCAGCUUGACUCUGACAGUGACCUGGUCGGGGACAUGUGCGACGACAAUGACGACAUCGAUGAGGACGGCCACCAAAACUCUCUAGACAACUGUCCCUACAUCCCCAAUAGCAACCAGGCCGACCAUGAUAACGACGGGAGGGGGGACGCCUGUGACCACGACGAUGACAAUGACGGUAUCCCUGACGACCGGGACAACUGCAGACUGGUGCCCAACAGGGACCAGCUGGACUCUGACGGUGAUGGCAGUGGGGAAGCAUGUUUUGAUGACUUUGACAACGACAGUAUUCCAGAUGCACUAGAUCCCUGUCCACUGAACCAGGAUAUUGGGUCUACAGACUUCAGGAAGUUUCAGGUUGUUUUGCUGGACCCUAAAGGCACAACACAGUCUGACCCCCUCUGGGUGAUCCGCAGCCAGGGCAGAGAGCUGCUGCAGACGGCCAACUCGGACCCCGGCAUCGCUUUAGGAUACGACAAGUUCAGUGCCGUAGACUUCAGUGUGACCUUUUACGUGAACACCAACCGAGAUGACGACUACGCGGGAAUUGUGUUCGCCUACCAGUCCACCCAGCGCUUCUAUGUUGUCAUGUGGAAACAGGUGUCUCAGGCUUACUGGGAGAAAAGGCCAUCCAAAGCUUUUGGCACAGCAGGAGUCUCCAUCAAACUGGUCAACUCCACCACAGGACCAGGGGAGUAUCUACGAAACGCCCUCUGGCACACCGGAAAUACCAGACACCAGGUCAGAACUUUGUGGCAUGACCCCAAUAAAAUUGGCUGGAAGGACUUCACCGCCUACCGCAUGCACCUUAUCCACAGACCCAAAACUGGGUUUAUCAGGGUGGUGGUGUAUGAGGGCAGGGAUAUUUUGUCCGACUCAGGGGCGGUGUAUGACCACACCCUGGCUGGAGGCAGACUGGGACUGUUUGUCUUCUCUCAGGAACACGUCCUCUUCUCAGACCUCAGAUAUGAGUGCAGAGAUAACUGAAAUUUGCCGGCACAUUCAGGAAGCUCUACAUCAACCCACCAGGGAUGC
Molecule: messenger RNA, 2439 nt
Organism: Seriola dumerili (greater amberjack)
Lineage: Eukaryota; Metazoa; Chordata; Actinopteri; Carangiformes; Carangidae
Product: thrombospondin-2-like
Exons: 16
Coding region: 1-2391 (796 amino acids)
Biological process (GO): negative regulation of angiogenesis; cell adhesion
Cellular component (GO): extracellular region
Molecular function (GO): calcium ion binding
Source: RefSeq, a predicted model, not a curated record